AUGAUUUCCAAUACUUCCGACGUCCCUGUAUUGACAGGAGGGUUCAUCACCUUGGAUAUGAUCAAGAAGCAUCCCGACAACUAUCAAGACCGUCGUACCAAGAUUGUCUGUACCAUUGGGCCUGCCUGCUGGAGCAAGGAGAAUCUUGGAAAGCUCAUGGAUGCUGGAAUGAAUGUUGCCCGUUUCAACUUCAGUCACGGUGAUCACGAGGGUCAUGGUGCCGUCUUGGAACGUAUUCGUGAAGUUGCUAUGGAGAAGUCUAGAAACAUUGCCAUCUUGUUGGAUACCAAGGGACCUGAAAUCCGUACUGGUUUCUUCGCCAACGAUGCCAAGAAAAUUGAUCUCGUCAAGGGUGAAAGCAUUAUCCUAACUUCCGACUAUAGUUUCAAGGGAGACAAGAGCAAGCUCGCUUGCAGUUACGCUAGUCUAGCUACUUCUGUCACGAAUGGUCAGCAGAUUUUGGUUGCUGAUGGAUCUCUUGUCUUGGUGGUCUUGAGUACCGAUCCUGCCAACAAGGAAAUCACUUGUCGUAUCGAAAACAAUGCUUCCAUUGGCGAGCGCAAGAACAUGAACUUGCCCGGUGUCAAGGUGGAUUUGCCUACAUUUACCGAAAAGGAUGUCAAGGAUAUCGUUGACUUUGGAAUUGCUCGAAAGGUCGAGUACAUUGCCGCAUCCUUUGUCCGUACUGGAGACGAUGUUCGCAACCUCAAGAAAUUGUUGGCCGACAACAAUGGGUCGCAAAUCAAAAUCAUCUCCAAGAUUGAAAAUCAAGAGGGAUUGGAGAACUAUGACGACAUUGUUAAGGAAACCGAUGCCGUCAUGGUGGCCCGUGGUGAUCUUGGUAUGGAGAUUCCAGCCAGUAAGGUCUUUUUGGCACAAAAGUACAUGAUCCGAAAGGCCAACCUUGCUGGAAAGCCAGUCAUUACUGCUACCCAGAUGCUUGAGUCCAUGAUCAACAAUCCUCGUCCUACUCGUGCCGAAUGUAGUGAUGUGGCUAACGCCGUCUAUGACGGAACCGAUGCCGUCAUGCUUUCUGGUGAAACAGCCAACGGUCCAUACUUUGAAGAAGCCAUCCAUGUCAUGGCUCGUACUUGUGUCGAAGCUGAAUCUAGCCGAAACUACAACAUGCUGUUCCAAUCCGUCCAAAACAGUAUCAUCUCAGAAUCUCACGAUCUUUCUGCUGGAGAAUCCUUGGCAAGUAGUGCUGUCAAGACUGCUAUUGAUAUCAAAGCAAAGUUGAUUGUCAUCAUGAGCAAGAACGGAAAAAUGGCUAGCUAUGUGUCCAAGUUCCGUCCUGGAAUCGGAGCUCUGAUGUUGACUCCCAACUUGACGGUCGCUCGUCAAGCCAGUGGCCUCAUGCUCGGAAUGCACACUAUUCAAAUUGAUUCUCUUGACAAGUGGGAAGAACUAAUUGAAGAGACUUGCCACGAACUUCUUAGCAACUCCAUGAUGCACAAGGGAGACAAGAUUGUCGUCAUCAGUGGUAAGAUGGGGAGUAUGCGUGAACGCCUCAUUAUUACCGAAUUGCAGGAAGGAAAGUCGCACGGUCAUUUCGUAAAGGGUGGUGGUCUAUUUUUCAACCGUGGCCUCAUGUUGAGUUUUGGAACCUAUUAG
Molecule: messenger RNA, 1614 nt
Organism: Cylindrotheca closterium
Lineage: Eukaryota; Bacillariophyta; Bacillariophyceae; Bacillariales; Bacillariaceae
Source: the annotation of a GenBank genome assembly